This is a messenger RNA of Phoenix dactylifera (date palm), 1764 nucleotides long. The record is from RefSeq and is a predicted model, not a curated record. NCBI's taxonomy places the organism in Eukaryota, Viridiplantae, Streptophyta, Magnoliopsida, Arecales, Arecaceae.
GCUCCCCAAAAGCUCUCCUAGUUGCCCUAAUUUGCCCCUACUGAGCGCGUUUCCCCUUCCUCGGUCCGCCCCGCCCCACGAUCACAAAAGGGUCUCCUCCUUCCCCUCGCGUCCGUAGUCGCUCCCGCUCCUCCCAAGAACUCGGGCUCCAAUCCCUCUCUUCUCGAACCGUACUAAUGGAGACAUCCCUCGAAAUCGAGCUGUGAUCGAGAGGUCUGCGUCGACGAUGCGGCCCGCCGGCGCCAGGCUCGCCUUCUGGUGCGCUCGACGGAUUCUGAGAUCCAAGUUCCCACUCCUCCAGGAAUCGCCAGUCCCUUCCCUUGAGGGUUCUUCUCGCCGGUUUGCUGCGGGGAUUUGCAGUUCUUCUCGUGUUUUCGCGGAUGGGAAUUCCGAAACAGUCAAACGGAGGUUUGGAAUUUCGAGAGGAACGUUUCAGGAACACUAUUUUCCAAUCAGGUCAUUUCAUGGAACAAGAUCGAUGUCCGCAAGGGACUACUAUGAGAUACUUGGAGUGAGCAAGAAUGCAAGUGCUUCAGAAAUCAAGAAAGCAUAUUAUGCGCUUGCAAAGAAGCUACAUCCUGAUACAAAUAAAGAAGAUGCUGAUGCUGAAAAGAAAUUCCAAGAAGUUCAGCGUGCUUAUGAGGUCUUAAAAGAUGAGGAAAAGCGUUCGCUUUAUGACCAGGUUGGUCCUGAUGCAUUUGAACAAGCUGCUUCAGGAGGUGGUCCUGGUGGACCAUUUGGAGGUGCUGGAUUUGGCAACCCAUUUGAAGACAUAUUUAGUGGUGGUGGGGGAAUGAAUGAUUUCUUCAAGAACAUCUUCAGAGAUAGAGACUUUGGUGGACAAGAUGUCAAGGUUUCUCUUGAAAUUUCAUUCAUGGAUGCAGUCCAAGGGUGCACCAAAACAGUGGCAUUCCAAACUGCGGUACCCUGUGGAGCUUGUGAUGGGACUGGCGUCCCUCCUGGAACAAGACCUGAAACAUGUAGGCCUUGCAGAGGCUCAGGAAUGAUUUUCAUGCAAAAUGGCCCCUUCAGGUUGCAGACAACUUGUUCUCACUGUGGAGGGUCCGGGAAAACUGUGAAGAAUCUCUGCAAGUCGUGCAAGGGACAGAGAGUUGUGAGAGGAACAAAAUCAGUCAAGCUGGAUGUGAUGCCUGGAGUGGAUGAUAAUGAAACUAUAAAAAUUUAUAGAAAUGGUGGAGCAGAUCCUGAGGGUGGUCAGCCUGGUGAUCUUUAUGUUACUAUCAAGGUUCGAGAGGAUCCUGUUUUCCGAAGAGAGAAAGCUGAUAUCCAUGUGGAUGCGGUCCUAAAUGUCACUCAGGCAAUAUUGGGAGGAACCAUUCAAGUGCCAACUCUCACUGGGGAUGUUGUUCUCAAGGUUCGGCCUGGUACGCAACCUGGUCAGAAGGUCGUUUUGAGGGGGAAAGGGAUAAAGACAAGGAACUCUUCGUAUUAUGGGGACCAAUAUGUUCAUUUUAAUGUCAGCAUCCCUGUGAAUUUGACACAGAGACAGCGUAUGCUAAUUGAGGAGUUUGCAAAAGAGGAGCAAGGAGAAUAUGAGAAGGGUGAUGCAGCCGCAGGAGCAUCAGGAUAAUCAUGCCACUAUUUGGUUAGUAAGUAUGAAGUAGACAGCUCGAAUUAGAAUUUUUUCAUUGGAGAAAUACAGGCCUUCUCUGGUCUUAGUUUUGUACCGGAUGUAUUGUUUUAACCUCCAAUAACAUUAUAUGAUAAUUAAACCUGUUUAUCCCAUCCAAAGGGAAAAAACGA